AUGACCGAUGCUCCGCCAGAGGAAAUCCGUGCGGUCAUCGAGAAGACGGCCGGGUUUGUUGUGCGCAACGGCGAGUCGUUUGAGCAGCGGCUGUUGACAAAGGAGGCAAAAAACCCCAAGUUUGCCUUUCUCAGGAAGGGUGAUGUGCACCACGAAUACUACCAGAAAUACAUACAGGAUCUGCGGAGCGGCGAGGCCAAACAGCCGCCGAAAGAGGCUCCUGAGGUGCCGGAGCUGCGGUUCAUCAUAUCGCCAGGCAAAGUUUCCGCUCUGGACGUGGACAUGAUCAAGCUUGCAGCGCAAUAUGUGGCUCUGAACGGUGAAGAGUCGAUCGACGUGCUAAAGGAACACGUUUCUCAUGACAAGAAACAGACUAUCCAAUUUGAGUUUCUGAACGUCUCGCACUCGCUCCAUGGGCUUUUCAGGCAGUAUUUGGAGUCCUACAAGCUGAUCUUGGCAGAGAAGGAGAAAAUACUGCACGAGCUAGAAAAUUACGACCAGACAGAGUUUUUGGACCGCUGCUACGCGCGCGCGCAGCAAAUGGCCAAGGCCGAGGAGGAGCAGACCAAGGAGAAACAGCGGCUGGAAAAAGAGCAGAUGGAAUUCGCGUCUAUCGACUGGCAGGACUUUGUCGUGGUGGAGACCAUCGAGUUCACAGAGGUCGACGAGGUGGCACAGCUGGCACCGCCGCUCGACCGGGGAGAAUUGGAGUACCGCUCGUUGCUGGAGAAAGGAGAGGAGGUGCUUUCUGAGGAGGAAGACGAGAGCCAGGAGGACGAGGAGGAGGAAGAAGUGCCGUUGUACGAGGAGCAGAAAGAGACGGUGGAGCCGCCAAAGGCACGUCCUGGCAUGAAGAUCCGGUCUGCAGGCGAAUCGCGGCUCAAGAGGAAACAUGAGGACCAGAAGUUUGCGGAAAACACGAAAAACGGCGAGCGACAGGUGGUUUGUCCGUUGACCGGACAGCUUAUUCCAGAAAGCAAAUUCGGCCAGCAUCUAGCCAUUUUGCUGCGUGAUCCAAAGUACAAGGAGGAAAAACAGCGAUACGAGGCCAAGAUGAAGUACGGCGACGGCCUGAGCACGGACGAAAUAUACGAUAACAUCAAACGGCUCGCGGAUAUCGACAAGCGACAAAAAACACAGUGA
Ogataea parapolymorpha DL-1 is the source of this 1143-nucleotide messenger RNA. Its product is annotated as pre-mRNA splicing factor. The record is from RefSeq and is a predicted model, not a curated record. The transcript has a single exon. Gene Ontology annotation, molecular function: RNA binding. Gene Ontology annotation, cellular component: catalytic step 2 spliceosome; U2-type prespliceosome; U2 snRNP. NCBI's taxonomy places the organism in Eukaryota, Fungi, Ascomycota, Pichiomycetes, Pichiales, Pichiaceae. The coding region runs from base 1 to 1143 and encodes 380 amino acids. Gene Ontology annotation, biological process: regulation of alternative mRNA splicing, via spliceosome; mRNA cis splicing, via spliceosome.